UGAUAAAAAAAAAUAAAACAGCAGUAUUUAAAAAAAAACUUUUUGGAAAAUCUUAAAAAAAAUUGUAGUCAAGUUAUGCAUAUUAAAUCUAUGGUAAACCAGUAGUUGAGACUCGUCACACAGAGCGCUUCGAGAAAAACCGGUAACCGGUAGAUCGCAUUGCCGCCGUUGACAGGACGAGGUGCAGGGAGGGGGAAACGACCGGCCGGCGGCGCGACGGGGGAACGGAACGAACACGCGCGAGGCGUAGCGAGGCAAUGCGAGGCCGGUCACCCCACGAUAGUGUGUCGCCAAGCGAUUUGUCACAUGUAUAGCGUAUUGUAGUUAUUAUUAUAAUUUUUAUAGUUUCAUUCAUGGAAAGUUUCAUAGAAGGUGUCCGUCUACAUCCGUGUCUCUGGAACCCAUUACACCCAGAUUAUAGAGAGAUGCACGUAAAGGACAAUGCUUGGCGUCGCGUGGUGAAACAUUUCAACAACGAGUCUAUAAUCCCUAACAUACAAGUUGCAAAAAUGGAAUGGAAGAAACUUCGCGAUAACCAUAGAGAUGCACUCAAGCGAGCAAAAUUGGGCAAAAAUAAGCUCCUCCCAGCGCAUAUCACCACUUGGAAGUACGCUAAGAUAAUGCAGUUUCUCGAGCCGCACAUGAAAUACAGAAUUACUGAGAACAUAGAAAUAGAAAACUUACUGCCGGGAUCCAGUACAAAAAAGAGUGAUCAAUGUUUCACAACAGAUGUCGAAGACGAUAUUAAGCCAACUUGUCCUAAGAAACGACGCCACAUAGAAAAUACAAGUGAAGUUACAAAAGACACAGAUGCACUAGAAUCGUUUUAUAAUUGUAUCUUGAAGAGUACAAAAGUGAUGCCUCCCUGGAUGCAAACGCAAGUGAAGAAAAAAAUAUUUGCAAUCAUCAUCGAGGCGGAAGAAACGCUCGCAAAGCAACAUAGCGCUAAUCCGAGCCGCGACACGGCUGAAGUGACAACUGAACAUAGUGAGACUGACGAAAACCCGGAGCCAAAAAUAAAAAUUGAAGUUUGCUCAGACGAGGUCUAAUACUACGACGACCAAGAAGAUGUUUAUUUUCAGUAUUAUUUGAUACCUUAAUUAGCAAGUGGUUUACCUAUAAGUGAAUAAACCAUAUCAGUGGGAAAAGAUAAAUGCAUUCUCAGACUUUUAUCAAGGAAGAGGGAAGAUAAGAGAGGAGACAAGAAAAUAUAUUUCGACCAAAUCACUACUUAACAUCAAGUGGGAUCGUGGUUAAGCACUGGCUUAUUCUUUGUAAAAAAAAAAAGGAGACAAGAAGGAAAAUGAACAGCUGAUGCUGGUUCUUCUGCUUAAAACUGCGUAAAACUAGUAAUUGUUAACAUUACCUUGUAAAUACGAAGGUACAGUGGAAAUAUCGUCGAUAGUCAUAUUUGGAAAAGGAUGCACUCGUUUUUUUCGCUCCAACGUGUGCACUGUUUGAUAUUUGUAACUAUCUGAACUAUGGACUAUCGUUUUAGAGUCAUGUACUCGGCUCUGUAAAAAUACAUAUUUUUGCAUGGCCUUACUUAUGUCGGUACAAAAAUUAGUUGGAAGUUUUAAACAACCGAAAGGAACAAACCUUUUGAAACGAGGUUUUUUUCACAUUUUGUGUUGUGCUCAAAAAAGAAUCAAGAAAAACAGCUACUCCUUACUGCAAACACUAAUGAAUAUACUGCAUUCGAAAUUUAUACUUUCGUUAAAUACUUACGUUUUUGCUCUUUUUACGUAGCGCCUGUUCACCUUCUGUAUUUGAUAAUAUACCGCUCACAGUCUGAAAAGAUAAUUUAUUUUAAACACAAAUAGGGAUACUGCCAUGUAAAGAUUGCGUUGAGCAGAUUAAAUCUAAAAUAAUUAAAUAAAAACUUUGUGGUGCGUUUUAGUAUCAUUGUAUAAUUGUUACUUUAUAUGAGGUUAAUAAAGAAAGCAGUUUUGG
Molecule: messenger RNA, 1953 nt
Organism: Papilio xuthus (Asian swallowtail)
Lineage: Eukaryota; Metazoa; Arthropoda; Insecta; Lepidoptera; Papilionidae
Exons: 2
Coding region: 354-1049 (231 amino acids)
Biological process (GO): regulation of transcription by RNA polymerase II
Cellular component (GO): nucleus; transcription regulator complex
Source: RefSeq, a predicted model, not a curated record